Molecule: messenger RNA, 948 nt
Organism: Closterium sp. NIES-65
Lineage: Eukaryota; Viridiplantae; Streptophyta; Zygnematophyceae; Desmidiales; Closteriaceae
Source: the annotation of a GenBank genome assembly
AUGCCCCACCGCUUUGCCUUAUAUCCCUGCUCCGCUGCCGCGGUGGCGAGCGAUGUCUGCCCCCGUGACUCUCCUCAAGCUGCUGCCGCCAAUCCGGCGAGCGCGCCUCGCCUCUCCACCCUCCUCCAGGAUACCGUUGCGCGUCAGGCGAGCGCUGGACAUCUCUGCUCCUCCCAUCAUGAUAGCGCUGCAGAUCUGGUGAGCGUGAGCCCCUCUCGCUCCUCCCGCCGUGAUACCUCCGCGGAUCUGGUGAACGCGUGCUGUCUCCGCGCUCCUCCCCACGACGCUGCCGUGGAUCUGGCAAGUGGUGACCACUUCCGCGCAUUUCGUCGUGCCACUGCCGCACAUCAGUCGAGCGAUAGCCGCCGUCGCGCCUGUCCUCACGCUGCUGCCGCGAAUCUGGCGAGCGGUUGCCGCCGUCACGUCUGUCCUCGCGCUGCCGCCGCGGAUCUGGCGAGCGGUAGCCGCCGCCGCGCCUCUCGUCACGCCGCAGCCGCGGAUCUGGCGAGCGAUGGUCGCCGCCGCGCCUCUCGUCACGCUGCAGCCGCGGAUCUGGCGAGCGAUGGUCGCCGCCACGCCUCUCGUCACGCUGCCGCCGCGGAUCUGGCGAGCGAUGGUCGCCGCCGCGCCUCUCGUCACGCUGCAGCCGCGGAUCUGGCGAGCGAUGCCCGCCGUUGCGCCUCUUGUCUUGCUGCAGCCGCGGAUCUGACGCAUGCCUCUCGCCACCAUGAUUCUGGUCGUGGUGCUGAUGGGGGCCUCCUCGCUCGCCAGCAUCGGACUGGCUUCCUUGACUUCGGCGUGCAUAUCGCGCUGCUCGCCCGCGCCUUCCUCAUGGGCCUCGUCAUCGCCCUUCGCUUCACUCUCGAGAUCCAUUUCCUGCGGCUUCUCCGCCAUAUCGACCUCGCCCUCCCCAUCCACAUCGAGAUCUCCUUGCCGACCAGAGAAUAG